Acanthosepion pharaonis is the source of this 1998-nucleotide messenger RNA. The record is from the annotation of a GenBank genome assembly. Lineage: Eukaryota; Metazoa; Mollusca; Cephalopoda; Sepiida; Sepiidae.
AUGAUCUUCCUGUUUCUUCAAUAUCGUGUAGCAGCUAUCUUCUCAGGGAUAGAUGAUCUUCCUGUUUCCUCAAUUUGUACAGCAGCAAUCUUCUCAGGGAGAGAUGAUAUUCCUGUUACCUCAAUUUGUAUAGCAGCUAUCUUCUCAGGGAGAGAUUAUCUUCCUGUUUCCUUAAUUUCGUGUAGCAGCUGUCUUCACAGGGAGAGAUCAUAUUCAUUUUUUCCUCAAUUUGUAUAUCAGCUAUCUUCUCAGGGAGAGAUGAUAUUCCUUUUUUCCUCAAUUUGUAUAUCAGCUAUCUUCUCAGGGAGUGAUGAUAUUCCUGUUACCUCAAUUCGUAUAGCAGCUAUCUUUUCAGGGAGUGAUGAUAUUCUUGUUUCCUCAAUUUGUAUAGCAGCUAUCUUCUUAGUGAGUGAUGAUAUUCCUGUUUCCUCAAUUUGUAUAGCAGCUAUCUUCUCAAGGAGAGAUGAUAUUACUGUUACCUCAAUUUGUAUAGCAGCUAACUUCUCAGGGAGAGAUGAUCUUCCUGUUUCCUCAAUUUGUAUAGCAGCUAUCUUCUCAGGGAGUGAUGAUAUUCCUGUUACCUCAAUUUGUAUGGCAGCUAUCUUCUCAGGGAGUGAUGAUCUUCCUGUUACCUCAAUUUGUAUAGCAACUAUCUUCUCAGGGAUUGAUGAUAUUCCUCAGCUAUCUUCUCAGGGAGAGAUGAUAUUCCUUUUUUCCUCAAUUCGUAUAGCAGCUAUCUUCUCAAGGAGUGAUGAUAUACUUGUUUCCUCAAUUUGUAUAGCAGCUAUCUUCUUAGGGAGUGAUGAUAUUCCUGUUUCCUCAAUUUGUAUAGCAGCUAUAUACUCAGGGAGAGAUGAUAUACCUGUUACCUCAAUUAGUAUAGCAGCUAUCUUCCCAGGGAGAAAUUAUCUUCCUGUUUCCUCAAUUUGUAUAGCAGCUAUCUUCUCAGGGAGAGAUGAUAUUCCUGUUUCCUCAAUUUCGUGUAGCAGCAGCUAUUUCUCCGGGAGAGAUGAUAUUCCUGUUUUCUCAAUUCGGAUAGCAGCUAUCUUCUCUGGGAGAGAUGAUCUUCCUGUUUCCUCAAUUUCGUUUAGUACAGCUAUCUUCUCAGGGAGAGAUGAUCUUCCUGUUUCCUCAAUUUGUAUAGCAGCUAUCUUCUUAGUGAGUGAUGAUAUUCCUGUUUCCUCAAUUUGUAUAGCAGCUAUCUUCUCAGGGAGAGAUGAUAUUACCGUUACCUCAAUUUCAGCUAUCUUCUCAGGGAGAGAUGAUAUUCCUGUUUUCUCAAUUCGUAGAGCAGCUAUCUUCUCAAGGAGAGAUGAUAUUCCUGUUUCCACAAUUCGUAGAGCAGUUAUCUUCUCAGGGAGAGAUGACCUUCCUCAGCUAUCUUCUCAGGGAGAGAUGAUAUUCCUUUUUUCCUCAAUUCGUAUAGAAGCUAUCUUCUCAGGGAGUGAUGAUAUUCAUGUUUCCUCAAUUUGUAUAGCAGCUAUCUUCUUAGGGAGUGAUGAUAUUCCUGUUUCCUCAAUUUGUAUAGCAGCUAUCUUCUCAGGGAGAGAUGAUAUUCCUGUUACCUCAAUUUGUAUAGCAGCUAUCAUCCCAGGGAGAAAUUAUCUUCCUGUUUCCUCAAUUUGUAUAGCAGCUAUCUUCUCAGGGAGAGAAGAAAUUCCUGUUUCCUCAAUUUCGUGUAGCAGCAGCUAUUUCUCCGGGAGAGAUGAUAUUCCUGUUUUCUCAAUUCGGAUAGCAGCUAUCUUCUCUGGGAGAGAUGAUCUUCCUCAGCUAUCUUCUCAGGGAGAGAUGAUAUUCCUUUUUUCCUCAAUUCGUAUAGCAGCUAUCUUCUCAAGGAGUGAUGAUAUACUUGUUUCCUCAAUUUGUAUAGCAGCUAUCUUCUUAGGGAGUGAUGAUAUUGCUGUUUCCUCAAUUUGUAUAGCAGCUAUCUUCUCAGGGAGAGAUGAUAUUCCUUUUUUCCACAAUUCGUAUAGCAGCUAUCUUCUCAGGGAGAGAUGA